AUGGAGACGUAUUACGGGCACGUUCGCACACCUGCGGACGCCAUUAUUCUUUUCGAGGCUUGCCGCAUCGGCCUUCUACCUCGUGUGCAAAGACGAUUAUCAGAGAAAGAGCGACAAUCGAUCCGUUCUGGUUCGGUCUUUGUAUGGGAUGAACGAGAAGCGGGUAUGCGGCGAUGGACUGAUGGGAAGUCAUGGAGCGCCAGCCGUGUCUCUGGUAGCUUUUUGACCUAUCGCGAAAUGGAAGGCAAGCGUGGAGGUGGCAGUGUCUCUCAGGGCUCUGCCUCUCGAGGAGGCAAGACACCUGAGAGUCGGGGCAGCGACGAUGACCGCGCCGAUGGAACAGACGAGGGACCAGAUGGAUACCGUUACAAACCAGAUGGUCUGAUGAAACAGUCUUUCAGUAUCACGACCUCCAACGGCCAACACUUGCAUCUGAUAAGCUACUAUUCACGGUCCCACCCUUCUGCCGCCAACUUACAACAACCAACUUCGGAUCCUGCGCUGCGUCAUGUUCGACCCCAGAAAGGUCUCUAUCCCGAGUCGACAGUCAAUGAUCAGCAAAAUCUCCCUGUCGUUACCCGUGGACCUAUGCCAGGCGCUGCUUACCCCAUAACUCCUCAUCCCCUCGGCGCAUACCCCCGCGUCACCCAUACACAGCCAUACCCGCCUGCCUACGCUUGGCCGCCCACCCCUCUAGCUACACCACCGACUGUCUCGGUUCAAUACGGCCCUGGUCCUUCUUAUCUCCCCCCGGUAGGUGCCAAUGGACAUCCUCAUUAUGGCCCGCCACACCACCAGCCUCCACCCCAUCAGCAUGGCGGUGGACUCCCACCGCCUCCACACGGGAUGACAGGCCCGUAUGAUCGACCACCUCAUAUGGAAUCAACAUUACCUCCAGCUGGACCGCCGCCACAACAACAACAACAACAACAACAACCACAACCACAACCAAGCUACAUGAACCGGUCGCCGCGCUCAAUACACGACCAUGCUCACGCCCAAGCCCACGCCCAUGCUCAAGCCCACGCCCAAGCCCAAGCUCAAGCUCAAGCACAAGCUCACGCUCACGCCCACGCUCACGAGCAACGCACCCCACCGGUCUACGGACAUGCUCUAGUUGAUCCUCGCAUGGCAUCGCCGCGCGUGCCAGUCCAGUCCCUGGCGCAAUCAAAUGGACACGCGCGCAGCCCUCGCCUGGUGAAGCAGGAGCAUCCCGCCGCGUUGCCCUCUCUCAAUCCCAUCGCCGCGUCACCGAAGUCUUCUGAUCCCCACUGGCCCCCCCUUUCCUCCUCCACUGCCUCUCCCGGUGGCCCCGCCGCGAGCUCGAACGGCACCCCCGUACAGAGCUCUUUCGCCGAGGGGCCACGAGAUAUCCCUAAUGAGAAGAUCGGAUUCGGAGGCGAGGACACGAGGGCACUGCGCCAGCUGGACCGCGCCUUCAUCGCAUGAAGUGUUUGAUGAAGCGGUUAUCUGAUGCAUUCACUCAACCGGUGAAAACAGAAAGAAAAAGAAAAUCCAUAUCAAACCCGAACCCGUUUCACAUGAUUGAUGCCCAGCUUAACCUCACGCUUUGUCUUCGUGUCUAUGUCUCUUUACUUGUUGCGGCUCCCUACAGAGGGGAGUCUUGUUGCUGUUUCAAGUGAUAUCCUUUUUGUUUUAUCUUUGUAUUUGUCAUUAUUAGCAUCUUGCAUGGGUCGGGGCAAUUCGAAUUCUUGUUUUUCACAUGUGAUCGGGCCAUGGCUACGGGUUCAAUGGAACCUGGUCAUAUUAUGCAUUGGGAUCGGUCUACACGGUUGGGAUACGGGCUUUAUUUCUAAAUGGGCUACUUGUGUCUUGUCAAUUGACUUUCUUCUAUCUAUCCA
Penicillium samsonianum is the source of this 1862-nucleotide messenger RNA. Its product is annotated as camp independent regulatory protein. The coding region runs from base 1 to 1449 and encodes 482 amino acids. The transcript is spliced from 2 exons. The record is from RefSeq and is a predicted model, not a curated record. Lineage: Eukaryota; Fungi; Ascomycota; Eurotiomycetes; Eurotiales; Aspergillaceae. Gene Ontology annotation, molecular function: DNA binding.